CCUGUAUCCCGGCUGCCUUAUUCAGUGAUGCCCGGGGAACGGCACUAAUUGGCACCGGAGCUGGAAUGAAGCCUGGAUGCAACCACAGCUUCACUUUAAAGCCUGAGAAGAGGAAAAUAGGGAAGGGGAAACCCCACUGGGAGAGGGGUGCUCAUCCAGCUUUGUGGAAUGACCCCCCAAAUAUAAUCCCCAAUGCUCAGAGACUUAAAACCCACUGGAUUAUCCACAGCAGAGACGGCAAAACUUAACCAUGCUCAACGGGGUGAUGCCCCCGACAUUGAGAAUCUUCCUGGGAGUGGGAAAACAUGGAAUUGGGGGGGGGGGGGGGGAACUGCGAAUCUGAGUGUUUUUCCCCCAAAUAAAUGUCAGCUCGAGGCCGCCGGGGAGGCGAAAUCCACCAGGACACAGGGCUCUAUUGAGAAGGGCAAGAACAACAACAAAAAAAGAAGGGAAAAAAAAAGAAUUUAUCCGGGCGGAACGCCAAGCCGGGAGCUCCGCGGGACGUGCCCGGAGUUGGGAAGCGGAGGGAUUCGGGGGGCGAAAUGUGGGGAGCGCCGGCCGCCCCGAGGGGCCACCCCGGUCCCCCCUGCUUGCUGCUCCUGGCUCUGCACACAGGUCUGCUGGCAGGGGUGAACAUCACCAGCCCCGCGGCACUGGUGCGCGGCACAGCAGGCAAAGCGGCGCUGCUGUCGGUGCGCUACGCCAGCGCCAGCGCCGACAAGCCCGUGGUCAAGUGGCAGCUGAAGCGAGACAAACCCGUCACCGUCGUCCAGUCCAUCGGCACUGAGAUCAUCGGCAACCUACGGCCCGACUACCGGGAUCGCAUCCGGGUGCUGGAGAACGGCUCCCUCCUCAUCAGCCCCUUGCAGCUGUCCGAUGAAGGGGCUUACGAGGUGGAGGUGUCCAUCACCGACGACACCUUCACCGGCGAGAAGACCAUCAACCUCACUGUGGACAUCCCCAUCUCGAAGCCUCAAGUGCUGGUGGCCUCCUCAACGGUGUUGGAGCUCAGUGAGUUCUUCACCCUCAACUGUUCCCACGAGAAUGGCACGAAGCCCACCUACACCUGGCUGAAAGAUGGGCGGCCGCUGAGCAACGACUCCCGCCUGCUCCUCUCCCCUGACCAGAAGAUCCUCACCAUCACCCGCGUCCUCAUGGCCGAUGAUGACGUCUACAGCUGCCUGGUGGAGAACCCCAUCAGCCAUGGCCGCAGCAUCCCCGUGAAGAUCACUGUCUACCGCCGGAGCUCUCUCUACAUCAUCCUCUCCACGGGUGGCAUCUUCCUCCUCGUCACCCUGGUGACUGUUUGUGCCUGCUGGAAACCCUCCAAGAAGGAGAAGCGACAAGCAGAGACACAACCAGCUUCUGAAUACACAGAGCAGGACGAGGAGCGUCUGAAGCAUGAGGGUGAGUGCUGGUGGUGCCUAACACUGGGUAACCAACACAACACCGUGAUAACCGACACCGUGCCUCCAACAGCUGAGACCAUCCCACGGAGCGCUGAGCACGAGCGCAAGAAUCCGGUGGCCUUGUACAUCCUCAAGGACAAGGACUCUCCAGAGGCAGAGGAGGACGCGGCGCCGGAGCCCCGUGGCACGGUGGAAGCGAGUUACCCCAGCUCUCCGGUGCCAGCAGCCGGCCGCUCGCCGGGCCCGGUGGGUCGCUCGACGCGGCGCUACCAUCGCUCCCCGGCACGCUCGCCCGCCUCGACGCGCCCGCACCGCUCCCCGCCGGGGUCACCCGCACGGUCCCGCGGCGCCCCACGGCUCCUGCGCACCGCCGGCGUCCACGUCAUCCGUGAGCAGGAGGAGGCCAACGCCGUGGAGAUCAGUGCCUGAGCAGGGGGGACACGUGUGUGCCUGCGGUGGCACCGGGCGAGUGGGGACAGCGGGCACCGGCCGGCUCGGCGUAAAGUCACUAAUUUGCUAUUGAUCCCA
This is a messenger RNA of Pezoporus flaviventris, 1937 nucleotides long. RefSeq names its product hepatic and glial cell adhesion molecule (gene HEPACAM). The coding region runs from base 543 to 1838 and encodes 431 amino acids. The record is from RefSeq and is a predicted model, not a curated record. The transcript is spliced from 6 exons. Lineage: Eukaryota; Metazoa; Chordata; Aves; Psittaciformes; Psittacidae.